Messenger RNA from Rubroshorea leprosula, 3165 nucleotides. The record is from the annotation of a GenBank genome assembly. NCBI's taxonomy places the organism in Eukaryota, Viridiplantae, Streptophyta, Magnoliopsida, Malvales, Dipterocarpaceae.
AGCUGUUCCAACUAAUUUUGGAAGUAUUGAUUGGUCUGGACAUGGACAUAAUUCCAAAGCAGCUUCUCAAUCUUGUGUUGGUUACUAGCUCAUUGGCUUGUGCUCAGAGAGGUUGGACGAAUACUGAUGUUGAUCAAAUUGCAUGUGAAUCAUGUGGUGCAUGCUUGCAUUUUGUUUCAUCACCAUCAUGGGCCCCUUCUGAAGUUGAAGAUGCUGUUGAAGCCUUUUCCAAACAACUUAAUGCUGGGCAUAAAAUCAAUUGCCCUUGGAGAGGAAACAGCUGCCCAGAAAGUCUGGUGCAGUUCCCACCAACUCCUCAGUCUGCCCUAAUUGCAGGAUACAACAUACAAGGAUAGAUGUGAUGGACUUUUGCAAUUUCAAUUUCUUCCUGUAAUAGCUGCGUCUGCAAUUGAGCAGAUGCGGGUGUCUUGGAGUCCACAGAUUGAUCGCUUUCUGUCACAGCCCCAGAAUUUUGCAAUAGAAGUAGAAUGGAGAUCAGAGAAUAUGCCAGAACUUGAAUACUCUAGGGAUGGCCCAUUCUGUCUAUAUUCUCGUUCACAAAAGCUUAUAAGUUUGUGUGGAUGGGAACCAAGAUGGCUUCCUAAUGUUCAAGACUGUGAAGAGCAUUCUGCACAAUCAGCUAGAAAUGGACAUUCUUUUGGCCCUACCACAGCCCAGGCGCAUUGCACACAGGACCCUGGACCUGGACCAAGCAAAAAUUCACUCUCUGCUUCAGCUAGAAAGGACACUGGAAAAAAUAAAGAAUUAGUUAUGGAGUCUAGACCUGAAUUCAGAUUACCUUUGUUAGACUGUAGCUUGUGUGGUGCUACUGUCAGGAUAUUGGAUUUCUUAACUGUUCCUCAACCUUCUCGUUUUGCUCCCAGCAAUAUUGAUAUUCAUGGGGCGAGCAAAAAAAUGGGAUUGACACGUGGUGUAAGUGCAGCCAGUGGAAUUAGUGGUUGGGUUGCUGCUGAUGAUCUUGAGAAAGAACAGGCCGAAGAUCGCGAUGAAGUUGCAACAACUGAUAAGGGGAAAUCAAUGCAAAAAACAGAUGUUGAUUUGAAUCUCACAAUGGCAGGGGGUCUGUCUUCUACUCACUUUGGUAGGUCUGCAACAUCCAAAAAUAUGCAUGAUUUGGACAUGGGGCGGGAUCUAAUGAUAGGGCAACCAUCAGGCAGUGAAGUUGGUGAUCGAGCAGCUUCUUAUGAAUCACGAGGUCCUAGUCAUCGUAAACGAAGCUUGGAAUUAGGUGCCAGCUCCGAUGGCAGGCCUCAGUUACAGAUACAGCAGGCUGAUAGUGUUGAAGGAACUGUUGUUGAUCGUGAUGGUGAUGAAGUCACUGAUUCUAGACAGUAUUCUGCUGGGCCUUCAAAACGUGUUUGUGAUUCAGAUGUUUAUGAUACUUACUGUUCAUCAUAUCCAAGAGACUCAUCUGGUGCUGGUCCAAGCCAUUCCAUGGGAUUUGAAACUCAUACUGAUGGCAACAGAAUUGGCUUGUUUAUGCAGGGAAGUGAGCUUUGUAUAGGUAUCCCAUCUGCUCGGGAUUCAACACGUGCAUCAUCUGUCAUAGCCAUGGAUACUGUGUGUCAUAGUGCGGAUGAUGACUCUAUGGAAAGUGUUGAAAAUCAUCCUGGGGAUAUUGAUGAUGUUCAUUUUCCCUCUUCUAGUACGUAUGGUCAUGUAGACAUGAAUGACACAUCAGAACUCAAUUAUAGUAAUCAAGCUCAGCAGAGUAUUUGUUUCCAACCAGCUGCUGAAGCAAUUCCUGGAGAAAUGGGCAUCAGUAGUACAAAUGAUGGUGAAGAAAUUUUCAAUGCAGAAACAGUGACAGCUCAGGCUAGGGAUGGGAUUAGCUUUGGAAUUAGUGGGGGAAGUGUUGGUAUGUGUGCCAGCCAUGAAGCUGAAAUUCAUGGGGUUGAUGUUUCUGUGCAUAGAACAGAGAGUGUUGUUGGUGAUGUGGAACCAAGAGUUGAGGAUGCUGAAAAUCAGGGUCAAACAGGUGAAUCUGCCCCAGAUCCUGGGUUAAUGGAUGAGAUUGUCCCUGGUGAACUAAAUAGGGAAGAUCCUCAGGGUGACAGCCAGGAGACGUUGUCUCGCUCUGUCGGGAGGGCUGACAGUGGUUCAAAAGUUGAUGGGUCUGCCAAGGCAGAUUCUGUUGAAAGUGAUGAAAAGAUAAGUCAAAGCUGCAAGUUAGUCCUGGAGAGUAAUUUUCACCAUUCGCUAUCUUGUAAUGCUAAUAUUGACUCAGGUUAUGAACCAAAUAAGAAAAAGGUUACUGAAGUCAGAAAAUCAUCAUCUAUAAACAAUAGUCCAUACGUUGAGUCAGACUAUGCUGUUGCAAAUGGAUUGGGGCCUCCAAAAGGAGAAAGCAACUAUGAAGAAGCUAUAGAAUUUGAUCCAAUAAUACAUCACAACCAGUUCUGCCCCUGGGUGAACGGAAAUGUUGCUGCUGCUGGCUGUAGUAGUUCUGGUUCUAGCACCAGUGCUGAUGCCGUUGCACUUUGUGGGUGGCAACUAACUUUGGAUGCACUGGAUUCCUUGCAAUCCCUGGCGCAAAUUCCAGCCCAAACCGUAGAGUCUGAGUCAGCAGCAUCAUUAUACAAGAAUGACCACCCAACUCCUGGAAAGAAGCUCCUUCGAAGGCACUCUACGAACAAAAGCCGUGGGCAACAUUGACAAUGAAUUUUGAAGAAGAAACUCCCAAGCACUUGUAAGUAGGUCACCUCUAUAAAUUGGUUGCUCAUGGCUUCAUGCUAUCAUACAUCCUUCUCCUUGUAAUCCUACUUCUCCUUCACAUCAAGUCUGUGAUUCCAAACCUAAGGGUUUCUACAUCUUAUUCAGAGAAGUUAGAGGGGAGGCUUAGGGGGUUUGCUUUUAGGUAAAUGGGAAGAUUUUUUUCUUGAGAUAUUAUAAACGUUUUUGCCAGCAAAAUCAAAGAAAAUAAAGCAGAAUGAGCAAAAAAUGCAGCCUCUUAAAAACUAUUGAAAGAAUUUGAUUAUAUAUUGUUUUCAAGUAACGUGUUAACAUGUCCUUGAUGUCCAAGCUGGGAGUAUUUUUGGUCAGUGGUUAUUGUUUUAUUGAUAAUUUGAAACUAGUGCAGAUGAAAGUACCAUUUGAAGUUUCUUUUUAAAAAUAUGCAAUUUUCAAUAUAAAUGAUUAACAAAU